CCCACCGCCUAAGCUGUUAUACAACAAAACGCGAAGGUUUAUACAACUGGCCCCGCCUCCCGUCGUUACAUGUAAGGCUAGGGGGAGUAGCUGGGGAGCUACUCGCUUAGUUUGAAAGAUGCCUAGGAUUAACAUGGCUUCUGUGGAUCUCAGUAAAAUAGGAGUGAACAUGUUGAAAAGCGCCGCGAAUGGUGAGGUUGGUAUGUCGCGUCCCUCGUGAAAUAGAGGGGAGUUAGCUGCUCAGUGGCCGCCUUGGCCAUAUUGGCUCCCAGUUGGAGCCGCAAUGGCGACAGUUGCCAGCCUUCUUCUCAACGUAUUGUCUCUCUCAGACAGUGGAGUUGCGGUCUCUCUGGAAAAAUCGUGCCGUCGUCCUACUCUUCUUGCGACGCCUCGGGUGCCAAGUGUGCCGCUGGACCGCUUCGGAAUUAAGCAAGUUAAAAGGCGACCUGGAGGCGAAUGGCGUGGGGCUUGUGGGCGUGGCCCCAGAGGAGGUGGGCCUGCAAGAGUUCAAGGAGGGCAACUUCUUCCAGGGCGGUAUGGCAUGCUGAGUGUCCUUCCAGCUGCCCUAGGGAAAAAGGUGCGCAAGGUUGUAAAUAAGGCCAAUGCUCAAGGUAUUUCUGGAAAUUUCAAAGGAGAUUUGCUGCAAAGUGGAGGAAUGUUGAUUGUUUCCCAAGGUGGUGACAAGGUGUUGUUGCACUUUACCCAGGACUCUCCAGGUGACUAUGUACCCCUUGAAACAAUAAUCCAAUCUCUAGGCAUCACUUCCAAAGUGCAGGCCAGCCAGAGACCUGAGUGUAAUGAAGAUGUUUGUACAAGGUGACCAACUGCCAGGACGUUGUGCCGAUGGGCUUGUUGACCCUACGGUGGGCGGAAAGAUGAUCACUCAGUUAGCAUCUCUGUUAUUGUACUUCUAUUCCACUAAGGUAAAUUAUACUGGUUUGGUGAAAUUGUUUGUAUAUUAAUAAAGAGCUUAUAUAUAUUUUUUUUAUAGCAGUACCCAUGUAUAUAUACUCUAUACACACAAACCUAAUACAUGUAUAGGCACAGUCUGUUUUCUACAGGCAGGGCUUAAAAUGAGAUAACGUCACUCACACUAUUUUUACUUACAUUUGUUUAGUUUCUGUUGACUUCCUUCCUCUCUUACUGCCGCCGAUUUUGUUUUGUCAAGCGGGUCAGAGUCGGGGCACUAGGAGGAACGAAGUAGUCCAAAACACAGGUUUUCAGAAAAAAAGACUCUUAAUCCAUUCUGUGAUUUACUGGAUUGAUUGUAUUUUUGAUUGGACUGUUUUUUUUCAUGUUUUUGUUAAAGAAAUGUGUGUUUGAUUGCUGUAUUAUAUCUCCUCUAUUGUAAUGCAUAUAUCUCAAAAUUAAUCUAAAUUCAUAAAAAAACAUCCCUGCCCAGUAUUCAGAUUUAUUAUUAGUCAGACAAUGAGGGGCCAGCGUAUGUUGGGCUUAAAGGAAGUUGUUGAUCUGAUGUGAAAGACAGAAAAUGAAAGGCACAUGUACAUGUGUAGAUGCACAACUCCAGCUAUGCAGGUAACCCUAGAGCAACACUUGCAUUCAAGCUCAGGCAGCUGAAAGCACAUAUUUUGCGUCUGCUUGGUAUUGUCAAGAAUUUCAGACUUACACAAGAGAAAGAAAGAUUUAGAUCAUUUUAUGAUAGAUUUUACAAAGAGGGAAGAAGCAAAACGGUCAUUGUGUUAUGUGAUGGAGCAAGUAACAGUCAGAUUAGCUGUCCAAUCAUAUCCACCUCUGCACCCCCAUCACAUGCAGUCUGACUCCCUUUUAUAGACAUACGUUGAGCCUAAAUGGCUAACUGAUGCUGGUGGGAGGGACAUCUUUAUUGAAGAAAGCCACACAG
Molecule: messenger RNA, 1861 nt
Organism: Erpetoichthys calabaricus (reedfish)
Lineage: Eukaryota; Metazoa; Chordata; Cladistia; Polypteriformes; Polypteridae
Gene: prxl2b
Product: peroxiredoxin like 2B
Exons: 5
Coding region: 284-820 (178 amino acids)
Source: RefSeq, a predicted model, not a curated record